AUGUGGGCACUUGAUAGCUAUGAGGGUUCACCCAUCCCAAUUAUAACAUUCUUUUCUAUUGCGCCUAAAAUGUCUAUUUCUGUAAAUAUGUCAUGUGUUUCUAUUGCUGGUUCCUAUGGAAUGUAGUGCAACAAAUCUUCUUUUUCAAUAGCAUUGCUUCUAUGAUCUUAUGAGCACUAGCUGUCAUGGCCAAUGAAAGUCAAAAGACCUCUAGUGCUCGAUUGGACAUGUAAACUAUAUUCAAAUUAAUUUAUCAUGUAGAACUAUAGAAAGAAUUCAAUCACUAUUAAUUAGUUGUUAUAAUUAAUCUCAAUUUGUAAAAUUAUAUAUGAAUUCUAUAUUAUGAGAUUAUCGUUGAAUUAAUUCUACCUAAAAGGAUUCAUUGAAGUUUAAGUAUUUGAUAUUACAGCCUCUCUCGUAAGUAUAAGUAUAAAUAUAAAUAUGUGUAGAGACUGUCUUAUUUUAAUUUUAUGAUGUUUCAAAUUAGAAAAAGACACUAAGAAGCUAACCACCUCCCAUCUAUAAAUAAAGGGUCAUAGUUUUUGAGUCACACAUUGAAAGUCAUUCUCAGAAUAGAUUCAAGUAUGACUUUAAUUCAUUCUCAUUAUAUUUUUAUAAUUAUUUAUUUAUCUCAACAUUAGAUCUUUUAGAUUCAACAUUAGUAUUUUUAUUUAUACAUAAAUGAUGAUAAAUACAUUUUUCAUAGUAAUAGUAUUAUGACAAACCCAUGUCAAAUAUAUAACAGUUUUGGGUGCUCUAACCAAAAUGAAUCUUAUUUUGGCUAUAACCUUCUCCAUUACAAUGUUAUCAUACAUAGUAAUACCUUCAUUUGUUGACUUUUUUAGCAAAUUUUAUUUGUUAUUCGCCACAUUAGGUUGUAGGGCUUACUUCUUAGCCCCAAUGGGGAUAGUCACUAACGUUAUAGGUCAUUGGGCAGCCGGAAGGUUGCUAUAA
This is a messenger RNA of Spirodela intermedia, 954 nucleotides long. The record is from the annotation of a GenBank genome assembly. NCBI's taxonomy places the organism in Eukaryota, Viridiplantae, Streptophyta, Magnoliopsida, Alismatales, Araceae.